Molecule: messenger RNA, 873 nt
Organism: Rhipicephalus microplus (southern cattle tick)
Lineage: Eukaryota; Metazoa; Arthropoda; Arachnida; Ixodida; Ixodidae
Product: SPRY domain-containing SOCS box protein 3
Biological process (GO): proteasome-mediated ubiquitin-dependent protein catabolic process; intracellular signal transduction
Cellular component (GO): SCF ubiquitin ligase complex
Molecular function (GO): protein binding
Source: RefSeq, a predicted model, not a curated record
AUGGAGGACACCGACAGCCAAGGCGACGCCGACGGCCGGCUCGAGCCGUGGAACUGGGGCGUCGAGGACCCGGACUGGGCCUGGAGCACCACACACAAGUCGCCUGAAGUGGUGCUGCUUGGACCUCGGCAGGCGCAGUUCCACCCCCGUUGGAGCAGCGGCACGGCGGGAGUGCGGAGCGCGCGUCCGUUGGCGCGGGACCGACGCAGCUACUGGGAAGUUCGCGUCUCGCACCGCGUCUUCGGCACCAGCAUGAUGUGGGGCUUGUGCACGUCACAGGCACGGAUGCACGCCAACGCCUUCGUCGACCUACUCGGGCAAGAUCGCCAUGGAUGGGGACUCUCACACAAGGGCUUGCUGUGGCACGACGGCCGCUGGCGAUCCUUCACGCGGCCAUUCCGGGAGAACGAGCCGACUGUGCUGGGUCUGCUGUUCGACGGGCGACGCGGCACGCUCACGUACUACAAAGACGGCGUGUGUCUAGGUGUCGCCUUCCGCGAACUGCACCGCGUGCGUGAGCCCCUCUACCCGGCAGUCUCGUCAACCGCGGCCAAGACCGAGAUGUGUUUGGCCAACACGCGAAGGGACUACGCCGGCCUGCAGGACCGGUGCCGUGCAGUGAUCCUGCGGCGAACUGCGGGUCCAGAUGCCGUGCGGGAGCUGAGGCUGCCACCACGGCUGCAACGAUACCUGCUACAUGAAGAGGACAUAUGAGGGCCAUUUAUCCUGCCGUCACAAUAUACUCUAGUCAUGACGGCCUCACUAGUCCCGUGUGCAAACCUGCUGCCAAAUGCUCCCACUAGUCAAUAGGGAAUUCUGACAGUUGGUCCCAUAGAAACAUUUAAUGCAAUGCCUUCCUAUUUUCAGAUGUUA